Acinonyx jubatus (cheetah) is the source of this 5668-nucleotide messenger RNA. It is a transcript of the gene EPS8, whose product is annotated as epidermal growth factor receptor pathway substrate 8. Lineage: Eukaryota; Metazoa; Chordata; Mammalia; Carnivora; Felidae. The record is from RefSeq and is a predicted model, not a curated record. The coding region runs from base 2038 to 4503 and encodes 821 amino acids. Gene Ontology annotation, biological process: positive regulation of ruffle assembly; regulation of Rho protein signal transduction; Rho protein signal transduction. Gene Ontology annotation, molecular function: actin binding. Gene Ontology annotation, cellular component: plasma membrane; vesicle; ruffle membrane. The transcript is spliced from 21 exons.
UGAAAGGGGAUCUGAGUGGCACAUCACAGUUUCCACUCUGUCCUUUUUGCACAGGUGCUGGAGAGGGCUCACGGCGGCCUGGGGGAUGGGUCAGGAUUUCCAGCAAUGGGGCGUUGCAAGGGCAGAGUGGUCAUCAAUGGUAGAGAGGGAAAGUUGGUGUGCAAUAGAUCCUGCCAUAUAAUUGAGUUCCUGCUUUGCUUAUUGUCUAAGUAAGUUUUUAAACUUCUAUCCAUCUAUACUAACAAUGUUCUCUUUUUAAGUUACAGAAACCUGAUGAAAACUCAGGGUGCUCUAUGUAGAGAAUAUGCAUGUCUUUGCAUAUAAAUUCUGUAUGGUUUUGUAAAACCUACUUGUUUUUUCUGUUUCCUAUUCUUUAUAGACUCUUUUUUCUUCCUCCGUCUCUUAAUAAUUAUGCUUUGUUUUUCUAUCUUCAUAUUAAAAAAUUAGUUGAGUGCUGUAUUUUCUAUUUGGUAUAUACACACACACACACGUGUGUGUGUGUGUGUGUGUGUGUGUGUGUGUGUGUGUACCCAUUUAUUUUUAAAGUUUAUUUGUUUAUUUUGAGAGAGAGGGGAAGAGAGAGAAUCCUAAGCAGGCUCCAUGUUGUUAGUGCAGAGCCUGACAUGGGCUCGAUCCUGUGAACUGUGAGAUCAUGACCUGAGCCGAAAUCAAGAGUUGGAUGCUUAAUGGACAGAGCCACCCAGGCGCCCCUGUUUGGUUUGUUAAUGUUCAAUCACAGUAAAUCAUUUUCUUACAUGUUUUGUAAUUUCUAAAUUAUAGGCUUAUCUUCAUUUGAGAUUUUUGUUGUUGUUGUUUGGUUUAGUUUUUCUAGCUUAUAGAGGUCCCAUGUGGCCUAUAGAGUGUUACUCUAGAGUGGUUUCAUUUCUUCUGGAUACUCCAGGGAUAUCACAAGCCUCGGACCCAAUUUUAUCUUAAUUUUUGAGUUUGAAGAUUCUCAUAGAAAUAAGAUUUAGACUUGAGAACUGUUGUGACACAGGUGUAGGGUUUUAAUUUCUGGUUGUUGUAUUUCCCCUAUGCUUUUACCCAGAUUCCCAGAGACAGGUUGUCUUGAAGUCUUACUAAGACAGUGGGUGGAUUUGUCCUGUUCCCUGCAUCAUUUUUUGACUGUGAUUGCAGCCUUUUGAAAAUAGCUCUGGUUUUUUGAAAGGAUCUCAGUACCAACUUUAUACCUUGUGUGUCUGAGAGCUCUUUCUCUGCCUGCACAUGGUCAUCAGGGUACAGUUGGGUAGGUGGUAUCCUGUGUUGAGGAAAAGCAGGGCCAGAAAUCUAGACUCUUCUUCUGAGAGAAUACUUUCUUCCCAUCUCAUUGCUUGAGAGGGCAUCUCCUUACCAAUUUCAGUUAGGCCAAAGUGCUAAGGUGAUUCCUGUGGUCAUUUCUGGAGGCCAUAACUGGCAGUAUUUACUUUGGUGCAUACCACUUUGGCCCUUGGUUCUAGCUUUGGUGUAGCACCAGGGGAUUUUCUUUGUCGUAAGUGAAGCUGUGUUAUUUCUUUUUAAAUUUUGUUACACUCUUUUUCAUUUUUUCUGUGUGUUUGCAGUGGAAGGUCUUCAUUAGCUCAGUUAACCACGUUGCUGUACCUGGAAUUUCUUCCAGUUACUUAUUAACCUCUGUUCCUCAGAUUCCACCGCUAACAAUGGGAAUAAUAAUAGUGUCUGUCUGUAUGGUGUUAGUUUGGAGCACAUCUUAAGUUCUCAGUCAUUGUUAGCUAUUAUUAUUUGCACCAUUUACAGCUUUACUUUAGCACCUUAGGGAAGAGUUGGAAAUGAAGUGGUUGUGUUUCUUAACAAGAAGAGGAAGUCUUAGUUAACGCCCUAGAGAAACCAGAGGAGAAACUUUGUUCACUAUAGUAAAAUGCCGAAACUGAAGCUUAGAGUCCCACCCUUUCUGUUGGUAUGCCGAAGGUCACUUGGCACCCAGAGUGAGCUGAGAGGAAUGUCCUCUCAAUAUUGCCUGGCGGAUCGCUUAGAGGAGUCUUGCUUGGAUUGUGUGGGUAGAACAGAGGAGUGAAAACCACAAUGAAUGGUCAUAUUUCUAAUCAUCCCAGUGGCUUUGGAAUGUAUCCAUCUCAAAUGAAUGGCUACGGAUCAUCACCCACCUUUUCCCAAAUGGACAGAGAACACGGUUCAAGAACAAGUGCAAAGGCCCUCUAUGAACAAAGGAAGAGUUAUGCCCGGGACAGUGUCAGCAGCGUGUCCGACACAUCCCAAUACCGUGUUGAGCACUUGACUACCUUUGUUCUGGAUCGGAAAGAUGCAAUGAUAACUGUGGAUGAUGGAAUAAGGAAGCUGAAAUUGCUUGAUGCCAAGGGCAAAGUGUGGACUCAAGAUAUGAUUCUUCAAGUGGAUGACAGAGCUGUGAGCCUGAUUGACUUAGAAUCAAAGAAUGAACUAGAGAAUUUUCCUUUAAACACAAUCCAGCACUGCCAAGCUGUGAUGCAUUCCUGUAACUAUGAUUCAGUUCUUGCCCUGGUGUGCAAAGAGCCAACUCAGAACAAGCCAGAUCUUCAUCUUUUCCAAUGUGAUGAGAUUAAGGCAAACCUCAUUAGUGAAGACAUUGAAAGUGCAAUCAGUGACAGUAAAGGAGGGAAACAGAAGAGGCGGCCCGAAGCCCUGAGGAUGAUUUCAAAAGCAGACCCUUGUAUACCGCCUCCACCAAGAGCUCCUGCCCCAGUGCCCCCUGGGACUGUUACCCAGGUGGAUGUUAGAAGUCGGGUGGCAGCCUGGUCUGCGUGGGCAGCUGACCAGGGGGACUUUGAGAAGCCAAGGCAGUAUCAUGAGCAGGAAGAAACGCCUGAGAUGAUGGCAGCCCGAAUUGACAGAGAUGUGCAAAUAUUAAACCACAUUUUGGAUGAUAUUGAAUUUUUUAUCACAAAACUCCAAAAAGCAGCUGAAGCAUUUUCUGAGCUUUCUAAAAGGAAGAAGACUAAGAAAGGUAAAAAGAAGGGGCCAGGAGAGGGCGUUUUAACUCUGCGGGCAAAACCUCCUCCUCCUGAUGAAUUUAUUGACUGUUUACAAAAGUUUAAACAUGGAUUUAACCUUCUGGCCAAACUGAAGUCUCAUAUCCAGAAUCCAAGUGCUGCAGAUUUGGUUCAUUUUUUAUUUACUCCAUUAAAUAUGGUGGUGCAGGCAACAGGAGGUCCUGAACUAGCCAGUUCAGUACUCAGCCCCCUGUUGACUAAGGACACAAUUGAUUUCUUGAAUUAUACUGUCAACGCUGAUGAAAGGCAGCUUUGGGUGUCACUGGGAGAAACUUGGAUGAAAGCCAGAGCAGAGUGGCCAAAAGAACAAUUUAUUCCACCAUAUGUUCCACGGUUCCGCAACGGUUGGGAGCCCCCAAUGCUGAACUUCAUGGGAGCACCGAUGGAACAAGAUCUUUAUCAGCUGGCUGAGUCUGUGGCAAAUGUAGCAGAACAUCAGCGCAAACAAGAGACAAAAAGAUUAUCCACAGAGCAGUCCAGUGUAUCAGAGUAUCCUCCACCUGAUGGGUAUGCAUUCAAUAACAUGUACACAAGAGUGCCCCAUCUGGACCAAGGGGAAGCUGCUGUGGCUUUUAAGCCAACUCCUAAUCUCCACGUAGAUAGAAAUUAUGAUCUACUAAAAGCACAACCCAAGAAGUAUGCCAAAUCCAAGUAUGACUUUGUGGCAAGGAACAACAGUGAGCUCUCAGUUCUAAAAGAUGAUAUUUUAGAGAUCCUUGAUGAUAGAAAACAAUGGUGGAAGGUUCGAAAUGCAAGUGGAGACUCUGGAUUUGUGCCAAAUAACAUUUUGGAUAUCGUGAGACCUCCAGAAUCUGGAUUAGGGCGUGCUGAUCCACCAUACACGCAUACCAUACAGAAACAAAGGAUGGAAUAUGGUCCAAGACCAACGGAUACUCCCUCUGCUCCAUCACCUCCUCCAACACCUGCUCCUGUUCCUGUACCCCUUCCUCCUUCUACUCCAGCACCUGUUUCUGUGCCAAAGGUCCCAGCAAAUGUAACCCGUCAGAACAGCAGCUCCAGUGACAGUGGUGGUAGUAUUGUGCGAGAUAACCAGAAACACAAACAACUUCCGGUCGACCGAAGGAAAUCUCAGAUGGAGGAAGUACAGGACGAGCUCAUCCACAGACUCACCAUUGGUCGGAGUGCCGCGCAGAAGAGGUUCCACGUGCCACGGCAGAACGUGCCAGUUGUCAAUAUCACUUAUGACUCCACACCAGAAGACGUGAAGACGUGGUUACAGUCAAAGGGGUUCAGCCCUGUGACUGUCAAUAGUCUUGGAGUAUUAAACGGUGCACAGCUUUUCUCUCUCAAUAAAGAGGAACUGAAGACAGUCUGCCCUGAAGGGUCCAGAGUCUUUAGCCAAAUCACUGUACAAAAAGCUGCGCUAGAGGAUAACAGCGGCAGCUCCGAGUUGCAAGAAAUCAUGCGAAGACGACAGGAAAAAAUCAGUGCUGCUGCUAGUGAUUCGGGAGUAGAAUCUUUUGAUGAGGGGAGCAGUCACUAAUUUGUUUUUAAACUCCAUUGAAAUGUUUGGCAUUAUUCCAAUGUGCUUUGUUUUAAGAAGCCAUGAAGGGAAUGUCAGAUCCUUAUUUCUUGGAAUACUUAAUUUAUCACCAUAAAGAAACAAUGCAAACAUAAGAAAUCAGAGGACUUGUUCCCUGGCCUAUUAUUUUUAUUAAAACUGAAUGAUUUUAAUAGAUGUUCUGCCCUUGGGAAAUAUUUUGCCUACUUUACCAAGGUGAGGUUUCCUUUAUUGGAUUAAUUAUUUCAUCCCCAUCUCAGUGGAUAAGCCAGCAUUUUUUUUUUUUUUGACAGUGGUGAAUUUAUUUCUUGCAGCAAAACAAAGAUAUUGCCCAUGAUUUAAAAUCUGUUGAUUUCAGUUUUGCCCAUGACUCUGGUGUCUGUCAUUCAGAGUGUAGCUUACUGUAGGCUAGCCUCUGCUUACUUAGGUCUCUUCUUUGACAUACUCAAUGAUAGAAUUAUUUAGAUUUAUUUAAAGUUCUUAAUGCCAACAGUUUUUUAAAAAAAUCAAAACAUUUAAUGAACUGUAAAAUACAACAAGGCCUUGGACAUGCAAAUAUAAACCUAUGGAACAUUCCCAAGACAUUUUAUGUAUCAUGGCUCUGUUGAUCACAACUCCUUGUAUAGCCUGUGUUUUGAUUUAGUUUAUAUUCUGCUUAUUAUCUAUAUUGUGUUCUUAUAUAUGAGAAAGCACAAGUGGAAAAGAGGUCAUAUGCCAUCAGAACGUAUCACAGGAAGUAGCCCACAUUGGUGUGCGUCACAGUAUUUUGCUAAUGAAAGCCUCAGUUCUGAAUAUUGAUAUAAGUAGUUAAAUGGAUAUUGGGGCCAUUUUAUGUGUUUAUCUGUGUCAAGUUUUUCUGGUAAUAAGAAACACUUAAUUUACACAUAUUUUAAUCCUGUGAAAGAUUCUAGAUAGAGAAAAGAAAGAUACUUAACCUUCAACAAAUGUUAUUUUUGGAAACACAAUUUUUGUCAUUAAAUGUUAUAUUAUUUCACAUAUAUAAAACAGAUGUUAUGUAAGAAUGUUGUAUAUUUUAACAUAAAUCCAUUUAGAGAGAUUAUCUAGAUUCAUUAAUUUUCAUAGUGCCUUUUUCAUAUGAGUCAGCUGGAAAGUCUGCAAUAAACAGUAUUUGCUGUAUGUUAAUAAA